GGCCCACCGGUAUACGGGACCUUUCGUCGUCAGCUUGAACAAUGAAUUCAGUUCGCUCGCAGAAUAUCCACGCCUUCGUCAAUACUUGCCCCUUCCCACAACCGUGCACGCUUACAGGGAACCCUUUCUUCAGAUUUGGAUCCCCUCCAAGGCCGUAAAGGCUGUUUUUUUUUAGCUGAAAGAAAACUUCCAAAUGACUUCUGUCAAGAUUUUAAGAAGAAAUCUUGGAUGGACUUAUUAAACAGGCCCCGUCGUUUAAAUCGUCCCGAACAAAAGCUGUGAGGGGGACAUACCUCUUUGAAGACGCCUCAGUGAUUUCUUGUAGGUCGAAGAGAAAUUCGUCUUAUGGGAAAGGACUGUCCUGUGCUCUGGCAGUCUAAGUGAGUUGUAUUGGAGUAAACAAGAAGACAGAGAAAUACAGUUGUCAUUGUGUAUGUUUGUAGGUGGAGGAUUAGCCGAGGUGUCUGAAUGGGAGACGACUUUGAAUUAAAUCCAUGUUGAGAAGAUUACCUUGAAUUCAUAUAAGUGAUACUACUUUCCGGACUACCUUUCCCAAGCACACUCUUGGAAACGAACCUCGAUCGGUUUCAUCAUCGUUUUGACCAAGCUAGGACUAAGGAGAAUAUCAUGUAUUUCCCCCGUUAAUUUCCUGUCCACGAUGUCUUCUUAUUCACAACUUUGUGGUUUUUGUUCAUAGCUGCUCUGUAACAAAAGUUUAUAUUCGGAACCAUUCGUCUUGGAUUUAUUCUCUCUGAAUCUGAUGUCCAUCAAACGGAAUAUUAACAAGGAUAUACUUCAGUGGAGAUUUUAGGAGUAUUUGCUGAUUUUAAGAUGAUUUCUCUUCGAAUUCCCGUGUUACACGUUCGAAUCUCUCUGCUGUGUCGGCUUGCCCUUGUCUUACCCGUGGUCGCCGCCCUGCUCAACGAGCCCGGCGCCCUGAUCGAAGAGGCUGCUACCGUUACUGAAGAGGGCCUCAAUCUCCUGCCCGGAGAGUCGCUUUCAAACAGAAUAAAGAGAGAGUAUACAAACAACAGAGCAGCCAGGCGACGGGUCUUCAAGCAGACUGACAUUAAUGGCGAUGGCCUGGUGACCCGGAAGGAAUACGUCAUUCGAAAUGGAAACAUGACGGAAGAGGAGCUCGACAUCCUGUUCGGGGCUUUCGAUGUCGAUGGUGAUCGUAGCUUGUCUCAGGAUGAGUUCGUCCGACAUGGAUUCGUCUGGGUCGUCGCUCAAGAAUGCGAGUUUGAAGCGAUAAGAAGGUGUGACGAUGAGUUUGUUUAUCUCAUCCGUGCUUCCGACCCUUCCAAUGGAGAAACCCAACAGGGCAGGCUAUGCAAAGCUUUCCAGACCUAUUUCGACUGCAUCGAACACGAGCAAGUAUCUUGCGACAUCACAUCCUACUCCCAGGCGGUAAUUGACCUCAUCGCUACCUACCGUACCGUCCAUUUCUGCCCCGAUCUCGACUUCGGAGGUCUGAUGUCGAUGACCACCGAUAAUGUCGACGGUGACGAGGACGGUGUCGAUAUGAUGAUUGGCGGCGAGAAUGACGGCACUGAGAUGGAACAUUCAGAACUGUUUUCGUCUGUACAGGAUCAAGAGACUGAUGAGGAUGGUCAUGAUGUCGAAGGACAUCGGCUCAAAAGAUCGACUCACUCAGAACAUCGACAUCAUCAUCGCUCCAAGUUGCCUUGGUGGAGUAGGGGGCUGGGGUCGUUGUUCGGCAUAGGAAAAGACGACGGAAGCUGUUCCACGGAGGCUCUGACGUCGUGCACGGAGUCGUUCAAUGACGAGCUACGAAGUUUCGAGACCAAAAUCGAUUUCUGCACAAGUCUGUCCGAUUACCGACACUGUGUAUCAAGACAGGCAAGGCUAUGCCAGGAUUCUGAGCUACUAGAAGUGGAGAAUGGCUUACGACAAUGGUUGCAUCUUCAUCGUAAACUGGACUUAUGCUGAGAAAGAGAUUCUUUCUGCACAGACCAAUAUUAUUUAAUAUGAACUUAAAUCCACGGGCGCAUCGAUCUCUUAAGAUAAAUACAAUUAGCAUUUGCGUGAUUGCUGUGAUUAAAUAUACUAUAGGCAACUGCAUCAUUGAAAUGAAAUUUCGAAGUAGAAUUCAUAUAGUAAUCAAACAAUGAUGAUUUAAAAACAGGGGCGAAGCGAUUGGGUGCAAUGAGUGGCUAAAAGGAAUAUUAGAAAAUAGAAGAAAAAAGAGGAAGCAAUGGCAAGAAAAAAGGAAGAAAAUUGGUAGGCCUCGGACUACAAUACAUUUAUCAUGUCUAUGUGUCAAUUGAGAGCAAAAUUUUGGUUGGAUUUCCGCCACCCCAUAAAAAUUUCCCGACACUGAUUUUAUGAAAUAUAACGCAUGAUAAUAACUUAUUUAUUAUCAACUAGUCAUGAUGCUCGUACUCAAUUUGACUCUUAAAAUAAUCAUACAAUCAUGUUCUUUUUUAAUCUUUGAAAUGACAGCUUGACACUAUAUCAAGAACAAGAUGCCAAUAAAUUAAUUUUAGGAAUCUUGUCAUGCAGGUAUAAAUAAGUUUAAUCAUAACGGAUAACACCAUCGUAAAAAUAAUAGAAAUAAAAACAUUGAGCUUUGAUGAUAACCAGUGUCCUUUUAAACAAUAUUAUUGUGAAGUGAUUAUUUGUCUCUUUUUCUUGUGUGUCUCUUGGAUGAAUGUCAUCCUAUGCCGCAUAAAAUGCGUUUUCAUUACUCUGUUCAUUUCAUUUUGUACGUUGUAUAAUCAGUAUACAUAAUCAAUUGUGCUUUUAUCUUGUUUAUGAUAAAUUAUGACGCUUAGAAGACUAAUGAAAUUCUAAUCAUUGACUUACGAAUCUUAAUAGGUCAUAAUGAGUGACAAUCCAUCGAAUUAUAUGUGGAAUAUGAAGUAAUUUAGUGAUUGUUUUAAAAUACCUGUACUGUGAUCUUCAUUCAUUCGAAAAUAAUUUUUGACCUAACUGAAUUGAUGUUUAUUGAUUAUCUACAAUAAUUGUUUUGCAUGUUUAACUAUGAUAAUUGCAUUUGAUGAUAGUGAUGAUGUUAUAUGAACUUUUUGUAUAUCAGGUGUUGUGAAUCAGCGAAUCACGAUAGCAUGAAAGUUGUACUAGUAAUUAAUGUAAAAGAAAGGGGGAAGGGCUGUGAUCUGGUGACUGGAUAUCAGGUGAUAAUAAAAGAAAAUAAACAUAAAAGAAAAUAAAAGUGGAAAGGGGAAGGGCAAGUGGAAGAACACGGUAUACGCAUUAGAAAAAAAGAUAACCCCAAAUAUAAAGUAACAAAAUCAGAAGGAUUUUACUUAACAUGCUUAAUUACUCUUUAAAAAAAAAGAUAAAUCGCCUUUGACUAAAAGGGAUGGCAUACUUGCGCCCUCAAAAUUCGUAUACAUUAGAGAUAAAGAGGGAGAGGGGAUAUCGUGCUUAUUUUUAUGACAAUUUUUGCAAAAAAAAUAGUUUUUGAUGUAUGCUGUGAUAUGAUAUUAUCAGAAAAACGUGCUUCAUUUUAUUUGUGUCGUAAUACAGGCGCAGAUCCAGAGUUGGACUGUAACGGAAGUGCCC
Molecule: messenger RNA, 3549 nt
Organism: Lytechinus variegatus (green sea urchin)
Lineage: Eukaryota; Metazoa; Echinodermata; Echinoidea; Temnopleuroida; Toxopneustidae
Exons: 6
Coding region: 832-1953 (373 amino acids)
Molecular function (GO): calcium ion binding
Source: RefSeq, a predicted model, not a curated record